GACGUCUCAAAUUGUCCGUCUUCCUCCAGCUGCUGAGAACCGCAUUUUGCCAGGGCGAUUCCACUUGUGUUCACUCUGCGCCAACUAACCCAUCAAGAGUUACUUGUAUGCAGUCUAUUCGCUGUUGCGAUGCGCCUCUUUCUCAUCCCGAUCUCGACGCGACGUGCUCUCGUAUACUCUCGACCCCUCGCGAAAGACCUGUCGAAGGAACUUUCCUUCAUUGAUAGGAUAUCGAACAAGGCUGCAGAAACGUGGGCGAAGUGGGAGGAAGCAGACCAAGGGUGGAAGAAGCAACUCGUCUCCUGGGGCAAUCGGGUUCAGCAGCGGAUUCCAUACGAAGAAUGGGCACUUAAAAGCAUCCCUUCCCUGGGCGCACAACGUCGUCUGCACAAGGGCCAUGACGAACAGACAGUCGACGUGCUAUUCCCAGGGAAUGUAAUCGAAACAGACAAGGUCACUUCGAUAUUGCGACAACUCGCGACAGAGCGGCAGGACCUGGAUCGGAGGAGGAUGUGGUGGAGUAUCCUUGCCUGCCCAGUUACAGCUCCAAUUGGUUUAAUUCCUUUGGUGCCUAAUAUCCCCUUUUUCUAUCUAGCCUACCGAGGCUGGUCGCAUUGGCGAGCAUUGAACGGCUCGAAACAUCUAGAAUUUCUGGUCGAGAAAACUCUCCUGAAUCCCAAGCCGUUGCCAGAACUAGAGGCCUUGUACGCGAGCCGCGUGCCCCGAGUUCUAGAGAGCACAUCGCCUGACAAGCAGCCAUCCGAGAUGGUAGAAGAUGUGGGCAAGAGCGAGGACAGGCUGCUACUUGAGCUGGCGGACGCAAAGAAAUUGGCUACUAUUCUUGAAGCUCCUGAAUUGGUUGUAGAAGCCGAGCGCGCCAUUCUCCAAGUGGCGGAGCGGCAGGGAAUUCAUGGAAAAGUAACCCAGAACGCUAGGCAUACAGGCAGCACAGACAAGGCGUGAUAGGGCGUGUAAUUCUUUGCAGGCUCACGUCAGAAAACAAUGGUCUUGAUAAUGCCAAAGGUUCACCAGUUGGCAGAGAAGGCAUUCAGGCAGUUCACCCCCUGGGACUUCUACCAGAUGUGAUAGUAUGUGGCAAUGGUCGAUUACCUGGUAGUGACACAGAUGCAGUUAUUCUACUGUGAAAUCACUCUGACUGCUUAACUUGUUAAUCCAGGCCACAGAAAUAGAUCAAUGAAAUACGUUGUAGACA
Monascus purpureus is the source of this 1213-nucleotide messenger RNA. NCBI's taxonomy places the organism in Eukaryota, Fungi, Ascomycota, Eurotiomycetes, Eurotiales, Aspergillaceae. The record is from the annotation of a GenBank genome assembly.